AUGGAAAGAAUCCCGAAGAAAAUUCAGGUAAAGAAAAACGAGAGCUGUCACCAGAAUAUUAUCGACGUCGCUCCUCACGUUCCAGAUCCCCGUAUCGUCAUGAUCGUUCAUUAUCGCGGGACAGAGGAUCCAGACGAAGCAGGUCAACGUCACUUGAACGAAAAACAAAUCACCGAUCUGGUUCCAGAGAUAGAAAAAGAUACGGGUAUGAUGAUCGCAGAAGAUCAAGAUCUCGUUCUCGCGAUAAAAGAAGAUCUUACCAAAGUCGAUCAAGGUCAAGCACUCGAGAUAGAAAGCGAUCCUAUUAUCGAAGCCGAUCACGAAAUCGUCAUUACUGAAAGUACAUUUGGUAAAGCUUACAUGUUUUUUUGGAAUUUACUUGGCACUGAAAUAUAUAAUUAG
This is a messenger RNA of Ambispora gerdemannii, 402 nucleotides long. The record is from the annotation of a GenBank genome assembly. Lineage: Eukaryota; Fungi; Glomeromycota; Glomeromycetes; Archaeosporales; Ambisporaceae.